Molecule: messenger RNA, 375 nt
Organism: Saccharomyces kudriavzevii IFO 1802
Lineage: Eukaryota; Fungi; Ascomycota; Saccharomycetes; Saccharomycetales; Saccharomycetaceae
Gene: ACP1
Product: acyl carrier protein
Exons: 1
Coding region: 1-375 (124 amino acids)
Biological process (GO): fatty acid biosynthetic process
Cellular component (GO): mitochondrion
Molecular function (GO): acyl binding; acyl carrier activity
Source: RefSeq, a predicted model, not a curated record
AUGUUUAGAUCAGUCUGCCGCAUUUCCCCUCGUAUUGCAUCUUCUGCGUACCGCGCCAUAAUGGGCCGUCCUGUCGUGGCCAAAACACUCGCACAAAGGUUCUACUCCGCCAACGUGAGCAAAGACCAGGUCUCUCAGAGAGUCGUAGACGUCAUCAAGGCUUUUGACAAAAACUCGCCCAACAUUGCCAACAAACAGAUCUCCAGCGACACUCAGUUCCACAAGGACUUGGGGUUGGACUCCCUGGACACUGUAGAGCUGCUUGUGGCCAUUGAAGAAGAAUUCGACAUCGAAAUCCCGGACAAAGUGGCUGAUGACUUGAGAAGUGUGGGUGAAACAGUCGACUAUAUCGCUUCCAACCCCGACGCGAACUAA